This is a messenger RNA of Culex quinquefasciatus (southern house mosquito), 910 nucleotides long. RefSeq lists its product as uncharacterized. Lineage: Eukaryota; Metazoa; Arthropoda; Insecta; Diptera; Culicidae. Bases 177 to 434 code for a protein of 85 amino acids. Gene Ontology annotation, biological process: 2-oxoglutarate metabolic process. The transcript has 3 exons. The record is from RefSeq and is a predicted model, not a curated record.
GAAUGAACACUCGCGCGGUGAAACGUCAGUGACGCAAAAUCUGACGUUUCUCGUUCGGUCAGCUGCGAGUUUUCGAGUGUGAUUUUCAUCGUCGGAUUCGUUUCCGUCCUCUGUCUCCCGGAAUCGACCACAAAUUUCGUGUUUUCUAACGCAGGAGCAGGCAAAGAAAUUUGAAGAUGGUUUUUGUGCGAUCGAUGUUGAACUCUGCGAAGCGCAUUCCGAUGAUCCGAUUCCGCAAGGGAGGGCCACAUUUGGAUGCCGCUGGCCAGUCAGCUCCCGCUACCCAAGCCGGACAAGCCGUAAGUGGGGCACAACCUAGAUCUGUUUCCACCGGGGAAGCCAUCGAGGAGUGGCAACUGCCGGCCCGGUAUCGUAGGAAGCCAAUCGACGACGUUGAAAUCGAGUGGAUCAACCGCGGAGGACCACCGGCUUAAAUCCUGCCGAAGCCGGAUCCUAGUCAGAUAAAAUUACACUCUCGCCCACACAAAAAAAAACUCAUCUACCACAUAAUUAUCAUAUUGUCGUCAUUUGCGCAAGAAGCGUGGGAUUUGGUCGAACAUCCCAAACAGCAGCAGAAAACGUUUAAUUUUUGUCUGGACGAAACCGUAUCAAUAUCAACGAAGGUGCUGAAAUAUUACCAUGAAACCGCAAACCGCAAUUUGGCUCCAGUGGUGACGAGAUAAGAACGAUUGCCGCGGAGAGAUGUUGUUUUCUUUUCAUCAAAAUUUAAGAGUCUUGCCGAUUUGAACAGCUGCAAAACAGGAGCGAGCCAAUCUGUGAAAAAUUGAAAUGUUUGCUGCUGUGCUGAUAAUCGUCUCAGUGCAAGUCGUACGAUGGCGUUAAAACGUUUUUAAAACUGUAUUUAUUAUAACAAACAAAUAAUUCAAAUAAAGGUUACGAAAUACUACUA